Phytophthora nicotianae INRA-310 is the source of this 324-nucleotide messenger RNA. RefSeq lists its product as hypothetical. The record is from RefSeq and is a predicted model, not a curated record. Bases 1 to 324 code for a protein of 107 amino acids. The transcript has a single exon. Lineage: Eukaryota; Oomycota; Peronosporomycetes; Peronosporales; Peronosporaceae.
AUGACCGUGGCUCCCGAGGGUACGACUGCUCCUGUGCACACACCCGCCCCCGAAGCCUCCGACGCUCCUGCGGAUGAGACGACGGCACCUGAAGAGACGACAGCACCGGAAGAGGAGACAACGGCACCUGAAGAGACGACAGCACCGGAAGACGAAACAACGGCACCGGUAGAGACGACAGCACCGGAAGAGACGACAGCACCGGAAGACGAAACAACGGCACCUGAAGAGACGACAGCUCCGGAAGAGGAGACAACGGCACCUGAAGAGACGACAGCUCCGGAAGAGGAGACAACGGCCCCGCCAGAGAUGACGGCACCGUAG